AAUUACCAAGAGAGAAGUUAUAGAUUGACGUCUGAAGCCACCAAUAAUGUUUGCGAAAAAGAAUAAUAUUUAUCUCUCACUUCUCGUUGAUGGCGACUGUUUUGUCAGAUGACCUAAAGAAGCAUUAUAACAUGGUGUGGGAAAUUAAGAGUCCCCUGAGCAGCAGCAGUAGAAUGUUGGAUAUCACAGGGCCAGAGGCAAGUAGAGAACAGGGCUUGGACCUGCUCCARUGUGAAGAACACCUGCCCUCCUCCCCCGGAUGCCCCACCAGUGACAGCCACAUGGAAUACGAUGACCUCCCGGAGCUGGAGGAGGUGGAGGAGGACCAGACAGCCCACGCCGUGUUUCAGGUGGGGGCGGGGGUGUCCCAUCAGGAACGGACGGACACAGUCAUGAGGCCGGGCCCCUGGACACACACUGGGUCACACAGCUAGCUCAAUCGCCACAGGCCCCCAGAGUCCCCUGCUACAGGGUUUCCACUCAGGUCG
This is a messenger RNA of Salvelinus sp. IW2-2015, 488 nucleotides long. Its product is annotated as HMG box-containing protein 1-like. Gene Ontology annotation, biological process: regulation of transcription by RNA polymerase II. Gene Ontology annotation, molecular function: DNA-binding transcription factor activity, RNA polymerase II-specific; RNA polymerase II cis-regulatory region sequence-specific DNA binding. NCBI's taxonomy places the organism in Eukaryota, Metazoa, Chordata, Actinopteri, Salmoniformes, Salmonidae. Bases 90 to 434 code for a protein of 114 amino acids. Gene Ontology annotation, cellular component: nucleus. The transcript has 3 exons. The record is from RefSeq and is a predicted model, not a curated record.